AGUAGGCCUAACUCAAACUGCCUUAACUAGACUCUAGUAUUAGUAACACCAUGUGACUAUAUUUCAUGACUAUCAAAGUAUCACCAUUAGAUCUAGAUCUAGUAUUAAAUCUAUAUAAACGAUUAAGCCCGAUUCUAGAAUAAUCUAGACUAGAUCUACCUUUGAUUUGUGUACUCAUGUACUCGAUUAGACCUCUAGAUCUAGAUCUAGAGAAUCUUAAUCUAAUUUUUCUUCUCUAAAAACUCAAAAUACUACUAAAACGAUUAUUGAAGUUUAUAAAAAUAUAUCAUGAAAAUGAAAGUAAUAUUAAUUAACUAUUUACUACUAAUUUUACGAAACUAUAAAAUGCGAUGCAAUACAGUUACGGUAAUGUUUACAGUCUAGAGUCUAUAAUAUAGAAAUCUAGAUCUACUACAACAUGGCCGUUAACAUAAGUAGACAGCUUUACAAAGUAGUGAAAAAACACAUUUUUUUGCCUAAACAUCACCUAAAUCAUAAAACAGUUGAAUUUCAUGGGUCAAGUAAUGUGUAUAAAUACCUUUUCAACAUCUCGCGUUAUACGCAAACUACUAUUUCGAAACGUUCGUCAAAAAUUUGGUCAAGCGCAGUUGUUUCUUUACUAACGUCAUUGGGAUUAUUUGGAUCUGGAGUAAUGAGGCUCAAUGUAUCAGUUUUUGGAAAUGGUGUAACACCCGUUGACUUGUCGUCUUCAAAUCUUUCAUUAGAUGAUGCCUUAUUAACAGCGUGCAGGCUUGGGAGAGUUUCGGAAGUUGCUAAAUUACUGAAACUUGGAGCUGAAGUCAACAAAUGUCAUGAACUGGGAUGGACACCUCUCCAUGUUGCUGCAGUUAACAAAAAAUCAGAAAUUGUAGCCUUGCUUUUACAAUCAGGAGCAGAUCCUAAUUGUUUGGAUGAAUUUACAACUGUUGCACUAAAGGCCAAAGAGAAACAACUAAAUAGUUUGCACGUACUACUGACAAGAGAGGAGGAGUUUUCUGAUAGACUGAGUAACCGUGCAAACUUUCAAAACUGCACUCCUCUACACUAUGCUGUGCUUGUCAAUGAUGUUGCAAGUGUUAAGCAUCUAUUAGAGGCUGGAGCUGACCCUACUAUAGAAAAUGCAUUGGGACACCGAGCCAUUGAGUAUUCUCGAGAUAGUGAAGCCCAAAAACUAAUUGAAACGUACACUAAGAAGUUUGUAGAAAAAAAAGCCGCAGAAGAAGCUGAAGAAAGAAGACGAUUUCCUCUUGAGAAAAGACUGCAGGAGCACAUCAUUGGCCAAGAGGCUGCUAUAAACACUGUAGCUGCAGCUGUGAGGCGGAAACAAAAUGGCUGGUAUGACGAAGAUCAUCCUUUGGUGUUUCUUUUUUUGGGAUCCUCUGGCAUUGGUAAAACAGAAUUGGCCAAGCAGGUAUCCCAUUAUCUUCACAAAGAUAAAAAAGAGGCUUUUAUAAGAAUAGACAUGUCAGAAUACCAAGAAAAACAUGAGGUUGCUAAAUUUAUUGGAUCUCCACCUGGUUAUGUUGGGCAUGAUGAAGGGGGACAACUUACCAAGGCUCUAAGUAAAUGCUCUAAUGCAGUUGUGCUAUUUGAUGAGGUGGAUAAAGCCCAUCCAGAUGUAUUGACUAUCAUGUUACAGCUUUUUGAUGAGGGCCGUCUGACUGAUGGGAAGGGAAAACUAGUUGAGUGUAAAGAUGCAAUAUUUAUCAUGACUUCCAAUCUUGCCAGUGAAGAGAUUGCUGAGCAUGCAAUUCAGCUUAGACAAGAGGCAGCUGAUAUGUCUAGGAUGAGAGGCACUACCAGUAUAGAGGAUCUUGAGCAAGCUGAAAAAGUCACUAUUUCAAGAAAUUUUAAAGAUCAGGUUGUCAGACCUAUACUAAAGCGCAAGUUUCGACGUGAUGAAUUUCUUGGUAGAAUCAAUGAAAUAGUUUACUUUCUGCCAUUUUCUCAGUCAGAACUAUCAAAGCUUGUUUCCAAAGAACUUGAGUUUUGGUCACAGAGGGCAAAAAGUAAGCACAAUAUUGAACUGCUUUGGGAUCAUCGAGUUAUUGACACAUUAGCUGAAGGAUUCGACACUCAUUAUGGAGCAAGGUCAAUCAAAUAUGAGGUAGAAAGAAGGGUGAUCACUCAGCUUGCCAUGGCUCACGAAAGACAACUCAUUGAUAAUGGAAGCAAAAUUCGAAUAACAGUUUCCAAAGGAAAUGACCUGCUGGCAAAUACCACAUCAAAUGAGGAAGGUGAAGGGGCAACUAUUAAGCUACAAUUACUUGAGUCAGCUUCACCUGGAGUGGAAAAAUACAAAGAUAUUAUAUUAGAGAACACCGACAACCCCUUUUCAAUUCCAAUGUAGAAUUUGAAAAUAUUUAACUACCAUAAUCAAUUAGUUAAUUUUUUUCCCAGAGUUGCCAACUGUACAAUUUAACAAAAGCCUUGUCCUUACUUUGUAUACAAUUUUAUCUUUUCAUUUUCUAAAUAUUAUAUUUUGGUUUUCCCCAUCUAAUGUUUCUUUAGCAUUGCAAAAAAGUAUGAUUUGGAAUAAAAUGUGAUUUGAAAAUGGUAA
This is a messenger RNA of Physella acuta, 2560 nucleotides long. RefSeq names its product mitochondrial disaggregase. Lineage: Eukaryota; Metazoa; Mollusca; Gastropoda; Physidae. Gene Ontology annotation, cellular component: mitochondrion; cytoplasm. The record is from RefSeq and is a predicted model, not a curated record. Gene Ontology annotation, molecular function: ATP binding; protein binding; ATP hydrolysis activity. Gene Ontology annotation, biological process: cellular response to heat.